This is a messenger RNA of Telopea speciosissima, 1173 nucleotides long. RefSeq names its product probable plastid-lipid-associated protein 13, chloroplastic. Lineage: Eukaryota; Viridiplantae; Streptophyta; Magnoliopsida; Proteales; Proteaceae. The record is from RefSeq and is a predicted model, not a curated record. The transcript is spliced from 7 exons. Bases 99 to 1031 code for a protein of 310 amino acids.
AUUCGAGAAUUACAAAUUACGAGAUACGGAUUAGUCUGACUUUUCUCUGGGCUUUCUAUUCAUUACGACUUUCUCUGAAUUACUUAGAUUUCGUUUCCAUGGCAGUUGGGCUCGACUCCGUUCCUGCUUUAGUAGGAUAUCGUUUGGCAUUUCACUCAUCUUAUUCAUCGCUUUCUUCUUGUUCCAUUUCUGUGCUCCGGUGGCCAGAAAAUGGCGGGAAGGGGUUCCCUCGGAGCAGUGGUCGGAGGUCGAGUUUGGGAGGUUGCAGAGCGAUGGUUCAACAGACAUCAGUACAGGGAGCUUCGGCGGCUUAUGCCAAAGCAAUGGAGAGGCUUUCUGCUAAGGAAUCUCUACUUCUGGCUCUUAAGGAUUCUGGAGGCCUUGAAGCACUGGCUACUGGAAAAACAACAGAUAUGCAGCGAAUUGAUGUGAAUGAGAGAAUCACUGGUCUUGAGAGGCUUAAUCCGACAUCUCGACCUACAACGUCACCCUUUUUUGAAGGGCGAUGGAAUUUUGAGUGGCUGGGGACUGGAAGCCCGGGUUCAUUUGCUGCAAGAUCUAUUUUGGAGAUAUUUCCCUCAGCUUUGGCAAAUUUAUUAGGGUUGGAUGUGGUGAUUAAGGAUGGAUAUGCAAAGACUACUGCAAAUAUUAAGCUUUUAAAUACGAUAGAAAGCAAAUUCAUUCUGUCCAGCAAGUUAUCUGUUGAGGGACCACUUCGCAUGAAAAUUGAGUAUGUUGAAGGACUUUUUGAAACUCCAACGGUAAGGGAAGAGGCAGUACCAGAACAGCUAAAAGGUGUAUUUGGCCAAGCAGUCAGCACACUGCAGCAGAUUCCGGUGCCAAUUAGGGAUGUUAUGUCCAAUGGGCUAAGUCUUCCUCUCGGUGGGACUUUCCAGAGACUGUUUAUGAUUUCUUAUCUUGAUGAAGAAAUACUUAUAAUAAGGGAUACCAGUGGAGUACCCGAUGUUCUUACUAGGCUGGAUGAGCCUCCUUCCCCCAUGGCAGAAUCCAGCGUGGAGUAUGAGAGCUAGGUGAAGAAAAAUAAUAAUCAAUUUAAGUCCUUCAAUUUUCUUUUAGUGAGAUUCGAAAGCUGCCCAGAUUUUAAUGUGAAUGUACUUUUGUAUGAUGCAAUUCUGUAAUCUAUUGCAAGUGAUUUAUACCAUUUUUUGAUCA